AUGAGAACUGAUGCUUCUCUUCAUGCGAAGAAUGCUGAGGAUAUUUUUAUUGGAAGAGUUCAAAAUGAAAAGGAUGCGCCUAUCAAAGGAAAGGAGUCACAUGGCUCUAUUUGUAAUUUGCAAGGUAGCCAACGAACGCUCACCAGAGCAGGAAACAACGAGCUAGAUUUUUCGAGCCGUUCUACUCCAAGGCCUCCCUUCAGCCAGUUCUCUCAGACCAACGAACAUAUUACUCUACCCGAGCAGCUACGGAACCCUGGCUCAAGUCCAAACUUCGAAUCAAACACUGGAAGCUUUUCUUCCGACACAGGCAAAGAGCGCCAGCUUCACACUCUACAUCCUCUUCGAAGUCUGAGCAUUGUUAGGAAGAAGAGCCAGGAUAAAAUCAAAAGUACUUUCUCGUUAGAAAGAACCAAGAGCCAAAAGUCGUCUACAGUCCUUGCUCGAGCAGGAAACUCUGAUGCUCGGGCCUCCUCAGAGCAGUUCGUGCCCUCGAAAGCUCAGAAGGGGGGAUCGCCGUCUACCCAUAGAUCGAAACACACCCCAAUUACUAUUCCCAACGUGUCUUCAACCUUUCAACACCAAGUCACUUCUGUUGAAAGUCCAGAAUCUCCAACCCCUGACAGACAGACCACAAGUGAUACUCCCUCCUCAACUUUCAGAAAGCGCUUCAGGAGGCAUCUCAACACUGUCGCUACCAAACCUCCCAGCCAGCCUACGAAGAACUGGAGCCCCUUCGACGAGCCAGAUAGAUCAUCAGGUAUCCCAUGCAGCUCCCCCUGGAUCCUCGGUAAGCCCGAAGACGAGACAGAGAGGGAGAAGCGAACAGAAUACUUCAGAGAGCAAGCGGAGCAGGAGGCCCAGAGGAGCCCUACGCCCAAUCCCCAGAACAGAACCUCACUCACGGCUUUGACAUCAUCGCUGUCAUCCCAUUCGGUCUCGUCGUAG
Clonostachys solani is the source of this 948-nucleotide messenger RNA. The record is from the annotation of a GenBank genome assembly. NCBI's taxonomy places the organism in Eukaryota, Fungi, Ascomycota, Sordariomycetes, Hypocreales, Bionectriaceae.